Messenger RNA from Mangifera indica (mango), 611 nucleotides. RefSeq lists its product as uncharacterized. Bases 165 to 611 code for a protein of 148 amino acids. NCBI's taxonomy places the organism in Eukaryota, Viridiplantae, Streptophyta, Magnoliopsida, Sapindales, Anacardiaceae. The record is from RefSeq and is a predicted model, not a curated record. The transcript has 3 exons.
AAAGACAGCGGAUAACGUAGUUAUUAGCAAGGCGUUUUGGCUAAAAGAUAAGGGAAAAUGGGAGAGAGGACCGGAGGCAGGGGGGGAAUUAGUGUUGAAUUUGGCUGAAAACGAAGGUAUAAUGACACCCAACUGAUCCUUGGGAAACUAGAUAACAACUCAUCAUGAUGCUAUUUCACGCUUCAGCUCCGGUUUUUUUUAACAGAAUCUCAAGGAUUCUUGCAUGUGUCUGUGUCAGCAACAAUAGUGGAAAACAUCUUGCAACUACAGCCACAGGCUUGUUAGCAGCUGCUGUUGUGAUAACCUCAGGUGCCACUGAAGAAGCAGAAACGCUGUCUAAUAUACCCCAGGAACUAUCCGGAGAGUGCGCGGCGGCGAAGGAUUGCACGAAGCCUAGAAUCCAACGACCCAAAUCGAGGAAAGCCGAGUCCUGCACUAUUAAAUGUGUCACCACUUGCAUCAGGGGAGGUGAAGGUUCCCCUGGUGAAGGCCCUUUUAAUGUCAGAAGACCUUUGGUUGUUUUCAAGGAAGGGUUUCGAAGCCGUCGAUAUUGUUUGGUUGAAUGUUCUGAUAUAUGUAAUUUGAUUGGAGAUGGAGAUGAUGGUUUUUGA